AAAGUGAGUCACAAAUCGAGGGUCGAAUGAGCAAAAGCAUAUAGACAAAACCCUAGUCCAAACUUGAGAGACUCCGUAGUUUCUCCUCCAAAUUCACCAAACUAUGGCAAGGAGCAACGCUGCAAAAAUACCUGAAGAAAUCAUAUUUGACAUACUUUUGUGUCUGCCUGCAAAGUUCAUAGGCCAAUGUAGGUGCGUAUCAAAGCAAUGGCGCAAGUUUCUCUCAGACCCACAAUUCAUCAAAGCUCACCUCGCUCUCCGUUCCCACAAACAUGAAGAAGAUAAGCUCAUUGUUGUUGAUUGUUCUCUUCACACUAUCACCUUUACCCACAAUCCCAAAGAUGAUUUUGAUGCCAUAUCAAGAAAGCUUGAUUUUCAGUAUCUCUCAGACAAUUGGGUAAGUGUUGAUGGCUCAUGUAAUGGCUUGAUCUUGGCGAUUAAUAGGGAAAGGGUUAAAUAUUUGAUCAACCCCACUACCUUAAAGUACCAUAAAAUUCCAAAUUUUCAUUUGGCUCUUCCUGUGCCUGGUAGUUUUAGCAUGUAUGGUUUUGGGUACGAUGUUGUUAGUGAUGAUUAUAAGGUGGUUGCUCUUUCUUAUUAUAAUGCUGUGGAUGAGACUGUUAUAGUUGACACUUUUGUGGAUAUCUACUCUGUAAGAAAAGGACUUUGGAGGAGACUUGAGAUUUCUCCUUAUGAUCAUUCAGUAACUGACCUUGCUUCUGGGGUUUUGGUAAAUGGGGCUUUGCAUUGGUUGGCUAGUAGUAAAACUUCUGAUGAGUCAUGUGUAAUUGCUGCUUUUCAUUUAAGUGAUGAGAAAUUCUUGGAGGUGCCAGUACCUUCUAUGGAUUACAAUUACUCUUUGUUUGAACUUGUGGCUCUUAGAGGGCGUCUUUGUAUGUUCACCAAUUUAACUGUAGACACAAUAACAAUCUGUUUGAUGGAAGACUAUGGGGUUAAGGAGUCCUGGACCAUAUUUAGGCUUAUGGCACCGAGUUUACAUGAUUAUUUUUGGACACCAUUGUGUUCAAUGACCGAUGAUGAUAUAGUAAUGGAUGUCGAAGAAAAGUUGGUUCUUUACAAUAUGAAAGAGAAUGAGUUGUGGGAUCUGAUGGUUGAUGUAAGUCCUGCUUUGGAUAAAGCUCGAACCUUGAUAGAAAGUCUUGUCUGUCCUUCCUUUGGCAAUGGAACCGAGGGUUAAUAUGAUGCUUGAUGCGCGAAAUGCUUGUCUGUAUAAUGCUUGUCUGUAUCCAGUGCAGGGCAGCCCCGUGUACAAGGCAUCCUGCAUUCACCUAGGGUAAGGGAAAGGGCACACCCUAAGGGGUACCCUGUCAUCAAUUCAACCAUUCGAAUGGUCUCCCCUAAGGAGCAAUUAAUUCGAUCAGAAUAGUGGAAUGGAAGGCAGUAAAAGAAUUAAAUACUCCAUUCUUUUCCAAUCGCCCCGCGAAGAUAGACGUUUGGAAAGGUUCUCGAGAUUCUCAAUCGCUCUUUUUAGUGGGGAGAAAUAGUGCGAUACCUAAAGAAGAAUAAAGAAAAGGAAAACAUUAUUGUAAAUGUCACGAGAAAUGGACUCACUCUACAAAUAAUUGUGUAAAUUUCAGGAAUCUGAUUCAAGAUUACUUUGACAAAGGUUUGUUCCGGAUAGCAGGCCGACCAAUGGGAAUCGAGACAUCACCGUUUGCGGGAGCAGUAGAGAUCAAUAUGAUGUCUGCUGACCUAAGGAAGUUGUCUAACCCACAGUAAGAGUUGGAGGCGGCUGAGCACAUCCCACAAUAGUCAAGCCCAAAUGCCUUUUUCUUUAUUCGGAUUCUGCUUGAAACUAGUCCCGUCUUCGCAGCUUUUCUAAGAAGUUUCGUUCCUAUCAAUAGAAAGAUCUCUUUCUUCUAGUCGUGGCUUCAUCUGCGGCGCCACAAGCAGCAGGUAGUUGCUUCGAUGACUCUGAACGGAAACAAGCUCGAAGGUUCCCCUUCAAACCCGUGACCUAUAGGUCACAGGGAACUCGUGACCUAUUGGUCCCCAUAUUUGAUUCAAUAAAAUGAAUGCUACUGGCCCAUAGAUUUUUGUGAAUGGAAAUUCUUCCUUCAUGGAGAAAAUAUACAGUGAUUACUUUAUCUGAAAAUAUACACUGGUUCUCAAAAUAAUCCAUUUUUUUUCCGGUUUAUUAGAUUUUUAAUGAGAAGUAUAAGAAGAGUAAUUUAACUUUGAGCAUAUGCUGUCUCGAAAGGAAGUGUUAAAUGUUUCAUCUCUUCUCUGAAUCAUGAGCUAAUCCGAGAAUAAAGUAACUCAUCUAGAAUUAUUA
This is a messenger RNA of Nicotiana tabacum (common tobacco), 2296 nucleotides long. Its product is annotated as F-box/kelch-repeat protein At3g06240-like. NCBI's taxonomy places the organism in Eukaryota, Viridiplantae, Streptophyta, Magnoliopsida, Solanales, Solanaceae. The record is from RefSeq and is a predicted model, not a curated record. Gene Ontology annotation, molecular function: protein binding.